AUGUUGUUUACCUCCUUACCUCCCUCUCUCCCUCUCUCCCUCUCUCCCUCACAGACACCCACCACUUCCUCACUCCAUCGCUCAGCUUUAAUAACACUCAUUCUUUACAGCUUCCAGUUUCUGUUGGCUCUGCCGCUAGCAGCCUUCAUUUCCGCCAGCGCUGAGUUCGCACCUCUUCGCGGUGCUGGCGACAAGUAUCCCUACCACUCCGGUAGGGAGAAACUAAGACGAACUCCAACCCCCCAAGCGUUCACACCAUCCCAUUUCUUCGGAUUGGCUACAGGAACAGUUACAAGCGACGAGCACUACGUGACGAUUGAUCGUAACCAGCUCACCCUCGGAUCAAGGUUCUCUCUCCAUCAGCAACUCCGUCACUUAAUGGCGACAGAAGCUAGCUUUAAUACAUAUCGCCUUUUCAUCGAGUCUAGCUAUCGCCGCGAGAACAUUGCCAAUCAAACCUCUCGUAUACAAUACCUUACCCAUUCUACACGCUCAAUUAACAUCACCAUCUCCUCCGGCCUAGAUGUCACCGAGACAGGCAAUACAGCGCCUGGUCAAGAUAUCGUGUUGAAGGCGACUCACUACAUUGUUGGUGUUCUGCCCAUCUCUUCACACGACAUCGGUCUACAACCAGAUCUCCGCAUUUCCGCACGUCACUUGCUAGAGUGACCACCCGUACAUGGUCACCGUACCUGUAUGCGACGUCAUAUCUCACCCAAGUCAUCCGUUUGGACCGAGUGCCUCGUUCACUCUUUGAUUUUCAAUGCAAUCCUGUAUUCUGACUUGGGACUCCUAGUACUUGUACACGGUUGAAUCUCACCCCGGCCAUUAUUUAACCGAGUGCAUAGUUCACUCGUUUGCCUUUGAAACUUCACCU
Messenger RNA from Eremomyces bilateralis CBS 781.70, 877 nucleotides. RefSeq lists its product as uncharacterized. The transcript is spliced from 4 exons. Bases 1 to 669 code for a protein of 222 amino acids. The record is from RefSeq and is a predicted model, not a curated record. NCBI's taxonomy places the organism in Eukaryota, Fungi, Ascomycota, Dothideomycetes, Eremomycetales, Eremomycetaceae.